GGUCUACAGCGCUGGGACUUCUGGCUCUCCACCGUUCCCCGGCCACUCGCGCCAACCAUGGAUCUCUCUGUCCUCUUCGAGAGCCUGCCAUCGCUGAGCCCCGCCGACCUGCUUUCAUUAGACCACGGAGGAACGGAGUCUCCGGGACUCUGGAGCCUAACUUCAUCUGAUUCCAGCCUGUCUGGGGUGGUGGGUUCUCACCUGCCUGGCCGGUCCACCAGCCUGGUAGAGGGCCGAAGCUGUAAUUGGGUGCCCCCACCCCCUGGCUUUGCACCCCUGGCUCCUCGCCCGGGCCCUGAAUUGUCACCCUCACCCACAUCACCUACUGCGACUCUGACCACCUCAUCCCGCUACAAGACUGAGCUCUGCCGGACCUUCUCAGAGAGCGGGCGCUGUCGCUAUGGGGCCAAGUGCCAGUUCGCCCAUGGUCUGGGCGAGCUGCGUCAGGCCAAUCGCCACCCCAAGUACAAGACAGAACUGUGCCACAAGUUCUACUUCCAGGGCCGCUGUCCUUACGGCUCCCGAUGUCACUUCAUCCACCAUCCCGAGGAGGACCUGGCCGCCCCAGGCCAGCCGCACAUGCUACGCCAGAGCCUCAGCUACUCCGGCCUGCCCAUGGGCCGCCGAGGCUCGCCACCCCCUGGCCUGGUGGACCCUUCCUUGUCCUCCUGUUCCUUCUCGCCCUCCAGCUCCCCACCUCCCCCCGGGGAGCUGCCACUUUCACCCUCUGCCUUCUCUGCUGCUCCGGGGACCCCUGUAACUCGAAAGGACCCCGCCCCUUCCUGCUGCCCCUCUUGCCGAAGGACCACUUCUGGCAGUAUCUGGGGGCCCGUGGGGGGCCUGGCCCGGAGCCCCUCUGCACACUCCCUGGGGUCUGACCCAGAUGAGUAUGCCAGCAGUGGGAGCAGCCUGGGGGGAUCCGACUCUCCUGUCUUUGAGGCUGGGGUCUUUGGGCCACCCCAGCCUCCAACAGCCCCCAGGAGACUCCCAAUCUUCAAUCGCAUCUCUGUUUCAGAGUGACAAGUGCCUUCUAGUUAAUUGAGCUGGAAAUCAAGGAGGAAGACACUUGUGGGGACCUGGGG
Messenger RNA from Dipodomys spectabilis (banner-tailed kangaroo rat), 1082 nucleotides. It is a transcript of the gene Zfp36, whose product is annotated as ZFP36 ring finger protein. NCBI's taxonomy places the organism in Eukaryota, Metazoa, Chordata, Mammalia, Rodentia, Heteromyidae. The coding region runs from base 58 to 1020 and encodes 320 amino acids. The transcript has 2 exons. The record is from RefSeq and is a predicted model, not a curated record. Gene Ontology annotation, molecular function: metal ion binding; mRNA binding.